GUCAAUAGAGAAAAACAUGUCGCUGUCGAUGUGAUUUACGUGAUAUCUUGUUUUCUUUUCAUCGUUUCGAUCCAUUAAAAUGGCUCGUGUGUCUUAUGUGUCACGGACUUGUGGGAUAUUAUUUUUAUUUAUUUUACAAGUGCACGCUACAAAGAAUUUAACGGUUGAACCGUGGAUAGUGUCUUUUAAAGUAGAAGCGAAAUCGUGCGUAAAUUUUCGAUGUAAAUAUUUAUUAUUGGUGAACGGUAGUGAAUUUUUGGGACAUAAUUCCUUAAGAUUAACGUCCAGUGAAGGCGCUAGGGGUAGUGAUUGUGAUACGAUAUACCCGAAUUACGAAUUAAGAGAAAUUGAAACAUCGCAGUGGCUUACGAGGCUUGAAAUAUACGUACCGAAAGUGAGUGAAAAAUUAUAUUUUUGUUUGCGGCAUACGGAACAAGAGAAUACACCAGUUGGAGGAAAGUGGAUUCAUCAAGGAGGAGAUUUAUAUUUGCAUCCUGAUAUCGACGACAGUUCAUCUUUAAAUAAAGCCAACAGAUUAGAAAAAUUUGAUGAAAACGAUAAUGAUAUCAAACAGGAAACGAGCACAAAAUGGACGGAUCUAUCUCACGAUACAAUCGUCAAUUAUCUACAAAGCGUAAAGAGGCCGACAAGAGAAGAAGCAGACGAUAUAGAAGUAUACGUACGUAAUAAAUAUUAUCCAUUGAACAGCAUUCGUGAUGCGGAAAACUCUAUAAAUGAAAUGAAGUACAACAGACUCAGUAAUGAUAUUUUAAAGAACGUCGAUCGACAAGAUUUUAGAAUGCUAAACGAUAGAAGGAAACGAGAAAUAAUCAAGGAUAUGCGUUUCAAUGAGAAAGACAGAGACGCAAGUAUUCCCAGUGGUCUGACUUCAAACGACGGAAUCAUCGCCAAUCGUCAAAUUCGUGAUUUUUCCGUCGUAAGAAGCACGGAUCCAAUAAAUAUAGAUGGUCUUAGGAUUGAAGAUUCGGAUAAGGAGCCGAAAAUUGUCGAAGAUGGUAUACCUAGUGUGUUAGGAGAGUCCAAAGUUGUACUUAGGCUUUUCGGUCAAGGUUUGACUGAAAAAACGGUGAUUGCAUUUACACUCGACCCUCUACCGUUCGGACAACCUUGUAAAUUCCUUCUGAAAGGCGAAUACUUGGCGGUGGAGGGAUCAGUGACUCAAAGGUCAGCGUUAUUCGACGUAACCACGCCAUCCGCACUAAUCGCCCCGAAGCUAUACAUAUGCGCGAAGAAUCUGAAGCCCGGAAUCACCGAUCCCGGGGAUGACGAGGAGAAAUUUUCACACCAAGGAACUGAACAUUGGAAGGUCAUCGCGAUCCACAGCAAGUUGCUGCCGUUAUGGGUUUCGUUGACCCUCAUUAUGAUUUGCCUGAUGUUCUCUGCGCUUUUCUCCGGCUUAAACUUGGGUUUGAUGUCGUUAGACCGGACGGAAUUGAAGAUCAUAUCGAAUACAGGAACGGAACAGGAGCGAAAAUACGCGAGAGCGAUAAUGCCGGUCCGUGAUCACGGAAACUACUUGCUGUGCAGCAUUCUACUGGGGAAUGUCGCCGUUAAUUCGACGUUCACGAUACUGUUGGACGAACUGACGUCUGGUCUAUUCGCUGUUAUAUUUUCGACUUUGUCGAUCGUAUUGCUCGGCGAGAUAACGCCUCAAGCGAUAUGUUCGAGACACGGACUCAUGGUUGGGGCGAAAAGUAUCAUGAUAACUAAAGCAGUUAUGGCCCUCACGGCGCCCCUAGCGUUCCCGGUGAGCAAGCUCCUCGACUACUUCCUCGGCGAGGAAAUCGGUAAUGUCUAUAAUAGAGAACGUCUAAAGGAGCUGGUGAAGGUAACAACGGGCGUGAACGACUUGGACAAGGACGAAGUGAACAUCAUCUCCGGUGCCCUCGAACUCCGCAAGAAAACGGUCUCCGACGUGAUGACGAAGCUGGAGGAUGUGUUCAUGUUGCCAAUCACGUCGGUGCUGGACUUCGAGACUAUGUCGGAAAUUAUCAAGUCUGGCUACUCCCGCAUCCCGGUGUACGAGGCUACCCGCGAAAACAUAGUGACGGUGCUGUUCAUCAAGGACCUGGCCUUCGUCGACCCCGACGACAACACGCCGCUGAAAACGCUCUGCCAGUACUACCAGAACCCUUGCAAUUUCGUCUUUGAAGAUGUCACUCUGGAUGUGAUGUUCAAGCAGUUUAAGGAAGGUCACAAGGGUCACAUGGCCUUCGUCCACCGGAUCAACAACGAGGGCGAGGGCGACCCCUUCUACGAGACCAUUGGCUUGGUCACAUUAGAAGACGUCAUCGAGGAGAUGAUACAAGCAGAGAUUGUCGAUGAGACCGAUGUGUUCAUGGACAAUCGGACGAAACGGCGUCGCAAGAGACCCAUGCACAAGCUGCAGGACUUCGCGGCGUUCGCGGAGCGACACGAACACCAACGCAUCCAUAUAUCUCCGCAGCUCACUCUGGCCACAUUCCAGUUCCUCAGCACGAGCAUUGAGUACUUCAAGCCCGACUCCGUGUCGGAGACGGUGCUGCGUCGCCUGCUGAGGCAGGACGUCAUCCAGCACAUCAAGAUGAAAGGGAAGACCAAGAAGGAGCUCAGCACAUACGUCUAUCAGCAGGGAAAACCGGCGGACUACUUCGCGCUGAUCCUAGAGGGUCGUGUGGAAGUGACGGUUGGAAAGGAGAACCUGGUGUUCGAGGCGGGACCCUUCACUUACUUUGGAGUGCAGGCGCUGGCGCAGAACCUCGGGAUCGCGGAGUCCCCGACGCCGUCGGCGAUGGGCUCGCUGCAGAACAUCAGCAUGGAGGCGAUGCUGCGCCACACCUUCGUGCCCGACUACUCCGUGCGCGCCGUCGCCGACGUGUUCUACCUCGCCGUCAGGAGGUCCCUCUACUUGGCAGCUAAGAGGGCGACCCUCAUGGAAAAGGGGGCGCUAUCGAAAGGCGCUACGAACGAGCAGUUCGAUACUGAAGUCGAUAAGUUAUUGGAGUCAGUGGACGAAGAUAUAAGUAUCAGUGGAGAGCAUAAGACUCCGUCGAGACAGGUGUCCCCCAACCCGCCCGUGUCGGCGUCGCCCGUGACGCGCGCGUCGUUCGCGUCCCGCGCGUCCCCCGAGCGCAACGGGGACGCCUUCGCGCGCGCCGACGAGCAGGAGAAGCUGUUGAAGCACUAGCGCCUCGCCGAGCUCGCCCCACGCGUGGGACUCGUAGGCGAACCUCACACACUUUCUAGUGGGCGAGUUUUGAGCGAGCCGUCGAGGAACCGCUUUGUAUUGGUGAGUGAGCCAGGCGUCGGCCACGAGUGUCACCGUCACCAUCAGGUUACACCACCAACCAUAGACAUUCCUUACAUCGCCAAUGCGCCACCAACCUUGGGAACUAAAAUGUCUCUUGUGCCUGUUACACUGGCUCACUCACCCUUCGAACCGAAACUACAAUACUAGGUACCACAUCGCUGUUUGGCGAUAGAAUGUCUGAUGAGUACCUACCCAGAAGGGCUCGCACAAAGCCCCACCACCAAGUGAUACGAUUAUUCCUCCCUAUAUACCAAAAUCUAUGUACCUCAGUAUUUACUAUACGGUCUCAUUCCUAAUCAUACAUACUUUAAUCGUACUAAAAUUCUCAUCUCCUACGAACAGUUAUUUUUAAAAAAAAAACAAUUAUUUUUUUCUAAGAGAGAAAAAAAUCGCCAAAUUUUUUUUAUACGCAAUGAUAACAUGAGAGUUUUAAGCCCGGUCGUUCAAAAUACGAUCCGUUUUGCUUACGGAUGGUAUAAUUGUCUCGUACAGUAUUGUAUCGAGACGUAAGUAUGUCAUCUAUGUAUCUGUAUAAUUCAAGACGAGCUAUAAGUAAUCUUUCGUUACGGUAUUAUUUAAAAUUUUGAGGAGUUUUUUAGGAAAAAAUAUUUAAACUAAUGAUUAAAAAAUAGGAAAACUUUUAUCGGAAUUUUUUCUCGUGUCUACGAAAUAGUAAAAAUAGAAUUGAUAUAUUUCGACCAAUAUAGCGAAAUCGUUAAAUUAUAUUAAUAAAAAAUACAGGGGGCCUUAGCCAAUAGCAGGGUCUCUGUCUUUAAUAGAAGGCCCCCUGGUAACAGGGGGCUCAAGUUAAUAUUCACUUAAUAUAUUCAUUUUUGAAAUCUAAUACUCAGAAGUGGAGAAAUACAGUUGGUGCACUACACUACUACCCUUUCAUAAAAGCCCCCAGGGGGCCUAGUCAUAACCAAACUUCUUAAGUGGUUAAUUACUUAACAGAAAUUGCCUUAUUCUGUGGCGUUAAACUUCAUCUUAAAAAAUUCCGUCAUUAAUUCUAGUUUAAAUAACGGAUUAUAUAAAAUUAUAUUGUAUUAGUGAUGUAACGACUAUUUAUGUAAGAUUAGGGGAAUAGUGAGUGUAUUAAGGAGUAUUACGACUUUAUGCAAAUUUUAUAACUAACAAAACUAACUAAAAAAAAAACACAAAAAAAAAUAUUUGUACAUCCACGAAUACUAAGUUUGUGUUGAUUAGUUGGUAAUAAUCACAUUGGCGAUCGAUGUCGAUGAUUCGCGUCGCCUUUUCAAAUGAUCGAUAAUCGUUACAUCACUAGCGUCUAUCUAGAUUAAGGAACCGAACAAGGAAUUAGAAAGGAAUGCACUGUUUUUUUAGAUAUAGAAAGCACUUUGUUUAUAAGGGUAAAUAUUCGGCGCGUGUUUUAUUUCGUUCAUUAGAAAGUUCUGAGAACAAUUCUAGAACCUUCUACAGGUAAUUUCAUGCUGAAGCGUUUUCUGAUCGCUCUCUUUAAACCGAUUUGAAUCGUCUGAACAGAUUUCUAAUUAAAAUACAGCAAUAAUAAUCUCCAAUUAACAAAGAACAAUGUAUAAUUUAAAUUAAUUAAUUUAAAAAAUAUACUGAACCAGUUCUGAUGGUAUACUUAACACGCGUCGCAUCGUAGUACUUACUCAAAGCCAAAAUAAUAAAUAUUCGAUAAGUUAGACCUUAGCGCUUGUAUUAUAGUUUCGUGUCGCGAUUUUAUUUAUUCGAAUGGUCGUUUAUUUGUAUUUCGAAUGGAAUAUUCGACGUGGUAUUUUAAUUUCGUUAAAAGUGUAUGUCUGUUUGUGUGAUUUUUGUCAUUGGCCGGAAGAUACGCGACUGACUAGUGUUGGUCCUCUGCGGGCCGGAUACACAUUACGAGUCAGAUUAUUUAUACAUAGAGUAAAACAAUGAGCUUUAUUAUCUCGGUGUGUAUGUCAGCUACGCUAGAAACUUGCAAUCCGGCCGGAUUCGACCGGAUUCCCAUCGAACCGACCGGAUCCGACCUACAUUAACGAUGUAAUCUAAUCAAGCCUAGAUUAAAGAGUUUUUAACAAUUAGAAGCGCAUUCAAAGUGUCUACUCGUGCAACAGUUAACAGUUCUAUCGUUUUGGCAAAAUUGCUAGCACCGGUACGCGUAUUGGUACCGGAUCCGGUAGACUUAUAAUGAUGCCGGAUCCGUUUCUCCGGAUUGCAAUCCCUACUUGACACUCGCCAAUCAUACUACUGUACUAGUGGGCGUGUCUUGGCCACUACCUUUGGUGACUCGUUCUCUGCUCUGAUAAUCUCGACAUAUGUAUAAAUAAUCAAAGCAUUAUACAGGUUUGAAAUUGUGUGAUUGGCAAAAGUGAACUCUAUUUACAAUGCAAUAUUGUUUAAAGUCCUGAAUCAUAGUUGCCAAGCGUUGAUCGCGUGGUCGACGCGCCGUCGAAUCCGUCACCUUGCAGAACUUCCUCAUGCAACCGCAGUCUUUACAAACAAUAAGUUAGACCGCUCAGUGUCUUGAUUUGAAUUCGCGGUAUUCGGCAUUAUUUUUUUUCUUUUUAAUUUGUGACAUUUUCACCCAAAUCGAUUAGUUUUUAUCGAUUUUAUUUUGACAUAACAAGUUACUUAAUUGGUGCUUAUUUUGAUAAUACAAUUUAGAACUUAGCAUCGUUCCUAUAAUUUUAGUCUGAUUUUUAAUUUUGAACAUGGCAAGUUUACUUAAUUUUUUUUUCUUUUGUGAUAUUUAUAUUUUGAUUUAUGUAAUGCGACUGUUAUAACUUUAAUGAGUUUUUCGAUUCGUGAAAACUAACCAUAAAUUAAUAAAAUAUUUCAAUGCAUUUUUACACAAAGCGAUGUAUAUUAUUUUUGUAUUAGAAAGAUUGAAAAUAAUUUAACUGUGUGUCUUUAUAACUUGAAAAAUGUAAUCAUGAUUUAAGAAUUAUCAAAUAACCGCUAUAAUGAACAAUCUUUUACAUUUUAAAUUGUUUAUAGUCUUCUUUUUUUUUCGAGAUGUAUAAAAUGUCUAUGUCGUUAAAUAUUGAUUUAUCUGUGGCGUUAAAGUUUAAAGGCUCUACGACUUAGGCCUAAAUAAAAAUAAAAUCAAUUUAAUGAAUUCAAGACAAUAAUAUUUUUACUUUUCAAUCGUUUAAUAUUUUAAUUGCAACACUAUAUAUAUUUUAGUAAGGAUGUAAAAAGUGAUAUCUUUAGAUCUGUUUUUUUUUUUUAAUUUGUAAUAUUCUCGUUUAAUGACAAAGGAAGCAAAUGAUACGUCCAAGUACUGCGUAAUGUAAUCAUAAUUGUACAUGCAUCCUUCACAAGACGCUCAACAGAGUUAAUCGUGAAAAUAAUGUUUAUUGAAAGGCUUUAUUAUUAAAGAGACGUCAGUUAUGAGGGCGAGGGUACACCUCCCUAUAUACCUACUUAAGUCUGCUUACGUAGUACUUGCAGACAGUGUCGUACCAGUGCUUAACAAUAUAAAUAAUUUAAUUAGCCCUAAUUACAGUUGUAAUAAUAUUCAGUGGUUAUCGUUGUGUUGCUUGGUUUCUGUGUUAACGUAGAAUGGAUUGGGUGUUCAUUUAAUACAUUAUAUAAAUAAUAUAUCAUGUAUUCGAAUAUAUC
Vanessa atalanta (red admiral) is the source of this 6901-nucleotide messenger RNA. Its product is annotated as unextended protein-like. Gene Ontology annotation, biological process: magnesium ion homeostasis; transport. Lineage: Eukaryota; Metazoa; Arthropoda; Insecta; Lepidoptera; Nymphalidae. The record is from RefSeq and is a predicted model, not a curated record. Gene Ontology annotation, molecular function: transmembrane transporter activity. Bases 80 to 3187 code for a protein of 1035 amino acids. Gene Ontology annotation, cellular component: plasma membrane. The transcript has 15 exons.